This is a messenger RNA of Spinacia oleracea (spinach), 579 nucleotides long. Its product is annotated as F-box/FBD/LRR-repeat protein At1g13570-like. Gene Ontology annotation, molecular function: protein binding. The record is from RefSeq and is a predicted model, not a curated record. Bases 1 to 579 code for a protein of 192 amino acids. NCBI's taxonomy places the organism in Eukaryota, Viridiplantae, Streptophyta, Magnoliopsida, Caryophyllales, Amaranthaceae. The transcript is spliced from 2 exons.
AUGGCUAAAUUUGUCCCAAGGCUCCCAACCAUCAUCCUGUUUGUUGUGACUCUUGGUCUGCUUUUGGUGAAUGCGGCUUCUAUAGUAGAUAUAGACCAUACAAGAACCAAGUACAGAAGAAGCCAUGACACUCAAGGAGAUAUACUUAGUGAUUUGCCAAGGGAUGUGAUACAUGAAAUAUGUGAACGCUUACCCCUCCUGGAUGCUGCACGGAUGUCUGUUCUCUCUCACAAGUGGCUAGACAUUUGGACUUCAACCCCGCAUCUUGUUUUUGAUUAUGUAUUUUUUUAUAGUGUUCUUAAAGGAGAAGCUCAGGAGACUAAGUAUGGCAGUAUUGUGAGCAAAAUUCUGUUUCAACACGAAGGUCCUAUUCACAAGUUUUCGUUGUUUGUUCCUCCAUUAAAAUCCUGCCUAGAUGUUGCUCAAUGGAUUUCACAUCUGUCAAGAAAUGGUCUUAGGGAAUUCAGACUUUCUAAUCUAUGCGAUGCUCGUCUUAAGUUGAACUUAAGUGGUGACUUGGAAAAGUUGACACUUAAUAUCAGAGGCUUUCAGUUAAUAUCAGAGGCUUUCCAAAGCUGA